UCCAGCCAAUGCCAAUGCCAGUGUGAGUGUGUAGCAAUGUGCGACAAAGUUGAUUAGACCCUUAAAUUUUCACGUGUAUAAAUAUUUCCUUCUUAAGAAAUGGGGAAAAUUAACGUUUCUCUUCUUCGUUACUUGAAUACAGAAGACUACCGUGUUUUGACGGCUGUUGAAAUGGGCAUGAAAAAUCACGAGCUCGUCAACACAAAAUUGAUUGCGACAAUUGCCCAGCUAGCAGGUGGUGGAGCCCACAAAAUCCUUAUGAGACUGUCCAAAGAACGAUUGGUUGCUUAUGAGCGUGGAAAACAUUAUGAUGGUUACAGAUUAACCAAUUUGGGUUAUGACUUUUUGGCCCUUAAAACCUUUGUGAAGAAAAAUGUGCUUCAUUCUUUUGGUAAUCAGAUUGCGGGUAAAGAAGCUGAUGUCUAUGUGGUGGGCAAUGAAGAACAAAAACGGCUGUGCUUGAAAAUCCACAGAUUGGGGCGAACGUCUUUCCGCAAGAUUAAAGAAAAACGAGAUUACCAUCAACAUCGUAACAACGCCUCUUGGAUUUACCUUUCCCGACUGUCUGCUACACGUGAAUUUGCCUACAUGAAGGCCCUUCACGAGCGUGAAUUUCCCGUACCCGAACCCAUCGACUUUAAUCGUCAUUGUGUUCUCAUGGAGCUGGUGAACGGCUACCCCCUAUGCCAAUUGAGAGAGCUGAAGGAUGCAGGUGCACUGUUUGAAGAAUUGAUGAAUUUGUUGUUGAAAUUGGCCAAUCACGGUGUGAUUCACAGUGAUUUCAACGAGUUCAACAUCAUGAUUGAUGAAGAUGAGAAGCCCAUUCUGAUUGAUUUCCCACAGAUGGUGUCCACCAGCCAUGUCGAGGCUGAACAGUUUUUCGACCGCGACGUGAAAUGCCUCAGAGAUUUCUUCAAACGACGUUUCAAUUUUGAGGGGGAAGCAUAUCCUGCUUUUAGUGACGUGGUGCGAGAGGCUAAUAUCGAUGUGGAGGUCUCAGCCAGCGGCUAUGUCAAAGAACUCGAAGAAGAAUUGGAAGAAGAUUAUGAAGAAGAAUCAGACAAUGAAGUCGAAGCGGAUCACGACGAUAUACCGGAAGAGAAAAUCUCAAAAGAAGUUCCGCCCUCUGAAAAUAAAACUGUUGUUACUGAACGUAACGUAAAAGAACCAAACACAGCAGAGUCGACCCCAGAUGAGCCGUUACCAGUUGAAAAUAAAAUUCUUGAGCCGAUCAGCGAUCCUGCUGAUCUGGAAUACGUUCCAGAAGUGCCUAUUGAAGGGCUAGCAGAAGACGCCGAAGAUGUGGAACAACUUUCAGAGAUGUUAACGGACUGGUCCGGCAUCAAAACCAAGAGAACCGGAGCUGGCAGUACCGCUUCCAUGUCGACUAUCCAUCCGGAUGUCAUCAAACAGAGAGUGAAGAGCACCAUAACAAGGCGACAGAACAUGCAAGCAGUGCAGAGAAUACGCGCCAAAGGUGAAGCAAGUGCCGCCACCCGAAAGAAGCGAGAAAAUAAAGAUAUGAUUCGUUCUGAUGGUAUCUGGGGAUGGGACAAUUGAAAAUUGUAACUUUGACAUAUACACUGAGUUGUUAACAAAA
Daphnia pulicaria is the source of this 1600-nucleotide messenger RNA. Its product is annotated as serine/threonine-protein kinase RIO2-like. Gene Ontology annotation, molecular function: ATP binding; protein serine/threonine kinase activity. The record is from RefSeq and is a predicted model, not a curated record. NCBI's taxonomy places the organism in Eukaryota, Metazoa, Arthropoda, Branchiopoda, Diplostraca, Daphniidae. Gene Ontology annotation, biological process: protein phosphorylation; maturation of SSU-rRNA. Gene Ontology annotation, cellular component: cytosol; preribosome, small subunit precursor; nucleus.